AUGGGAUUAGUCGCCGCCGCCGUUCCAGUUUUCGACGCCCUCGCCCCCGUUCGCCUCUUGCCCUUCUCGCCCAUUAUUGCCCUGCUCUGCUCGGCUGCUCCUGCCGAGGACCCAGGCCUGCUUCAGUGCUUCUUCGCAUCUCCUGGCUCGGUGGCUCCUGCAGUCCUGCUCUCAGUCCUGCCUGCUCUUGAUUCUCGAUCAGGGAUCAGUCGAUCUGAUUCACAUAUUCAGGCAGCAGCUAUGAAGAGAAAAGCUGGGCCAAACACCAUUAAGAUUAAUGCCUUUUUUAAGCCGGUUGCUUCAAGUUCUCAACCUACUGAAAUUGUUAGUGAGGCGGAUGUGCAAGUUACAAAUCCGAGUCCAGUUAACGCUUCUGAUCAGGAUAUGCCGGACGUGGUAAAUGUUGCAGAACAAGCAGAAGUUAUAACCACACCUUAUCAGAGAGACCCCGGGUUUUAG
Triticum aestivum (bread wheat) is the source of this 459-nucleotide messenger RNA. RefSeq lists its product as uncharacterized. NCBI's taxonomy places the organism in Eukaryota, Viridiplantae, Streptophyta, Magnoliopsida, Poales, Poaceae. The record is from RefSeq and is a predicted model, not a curated record. The transcript has 3 exons. The coding region runs from base 1 to 459 and encodes 152 amino acids.